CGAGCUCCGAUGAUGAGCAGAGAGAGGCGAUGGAGGGGAACGAUGGAUAAUUUGGGAUUCUGGGUUUUUUUAUUAGAUUCAAUUUGAUUCUAUCUCUCUCAAGUAAUUCACCGUUUGUGGUUUUCGAUCUCGAAUAUCGGUUGAUUUGACCGUGGAAUCUCGCUGAAAAUUCUAGGGUUCUUAUUCUUUAUCCAUUUUUUGGUUGAACUCUCCCUGUUUCGACGGCAUUCAAUGGACCAUUCGGCCGCGUGAGCUGGGGUUUUCGCGUCUGUUCCCAAUUUCCCUCCCUAUUUCCGAAGACUAGGAGCGAUUUCGUGGGAAUUUUGCAGUUUCUUUGGGAAAUCAAGCGAGAGAUAUUUUUCUCAUGGUCAUGCUCAAUUGAGUUGCUCUUUACAAGUUCAUUGCUUUAUCCUUCAUCCGAUGCCCGGCAUAUGAUCUUUCGAAGUAAAAGUGAAAUCUUUUUGCUCGCUUGUGAUUUUGGAUUUUGUUUGGUUACCUUCGAGUGUUCUUGGCGAAUUUGAACUUCACUUCGUAAUUCUCUGACGACUGUUUCCGUCCAUUCGUUUCUUCUGUUCAUUGAUUAGUUUGAAUUCUUGAGGUCGAUUUUCAAUAAAAAGGAGUCGUUCUCUUGCAUGACUGCACCUGGGUUUCCUCUGGAGAACGAGAUUAACGGUGGAUAUUCGUGAAUCUGGGUUGGAAUCCGCGUCAUCCGAUCUGAUAAUUGGCCAAAUUAAUUGGUUCCUAUAUCGGGCAGCAUCUGUUUCCUCAAAUUAUCUUCCUUUAUUCCAAAUUUGGCCGAUUCCUGGCCUGCGUAUUUCUCUGUUCAUUUCUGGGUAUGAAGGGAGUGUCAGUACCAACCCCAAGCUGGCGUUGGUGGGUAUUAAGUGGUCGGAAAGAGAGAAAACCAAUCUCAAAUGCCACUGAUGCUCUUAAGUUCCCGACAAAGACAUCUUCAUCCAGAGGAAAGGUUGAAAGACGCUGGAUUGGGAGAGAUGAGACGAGAAAUGGACUUGAACAUGAGAUGGUGUCGCUGUCCGAUGGUGGAGUCUGUUCGUCUGGCUCGGAAGGUGAUGGACCUGAGUGGUCCGUUGGGUGGACCGAGCCUCAUGGGCCAGAUUUCGAGAGCAACGGUGAAGGAGACAGUGGAUUUCUGGUGCUGGUUCCUUGUUACAGAGCUGUAGUGGAAGGUUCUGGCAACCAUCAGCUCCUGAAUGCCGUCAAGAAUCUUCCCAAUGGAAUCUCUCCCGAUGGAAAGAACUACAUGGAGCAGUGGCUUUCCACUCUUCAGAACCUUUGACACUGUUGGCCAUGGCGCUUGCUUUUGUAAGAUUAAAAAAGAAAACAUUGUUUGGUUUACUAGUAGUAGCACUAAUAGUUACCAGUCAUCUAUAGUUAUGAUUUGGGAGCAACAUUUUGUGAGAUUGAUCCAAAAAACCAAAAAAAAAAAAAAAAGCAAAAGGGGAAAAGAGGACUUGGGUUCAUAAGAGAUGGUGAUUUGGUCUGGUGCUGUGAUUAUGAGCGUCUUGUAUAUACAUCUCUCGUCUUGUACAUAAUUGUCUCCUUUGUUAACUACCACUGAUCUCUAUACAUAUAUAUAAUAUGUAUAUGUGUGUGUGUAUAGGAAUAUUGCUGCUGCUGUACCUGUGUUAAUGAGGCUCUUGUAUGAAUAUUUGAUUCAUUGUAAUAAACAAGUAUCCGGUUUCUGUGAA
This is a messenger RNA of Tarenaya hassleriana, 1709 nucleotides long. RefSeq lists its product as uncharacterized. The coding region runs from base 836 to 1297 and encodes 153 amino acids. The record is from RefSeq and is a predicted model, not a curated record. NCBI's taxonomy places the organism in Eukaryota, Viridiplantae, Streptophyta, Magnoliopsida, Brassicales, Cleomaceae. The transcript has 2 exons.